Molecule: messenger RNA, 4296 nt
Organism: Notolabrus celidotus (New Zealand spotty)
Lineage: Eukaryota; Metazoa; Chordata; Actinopteri; Labriformes; Labridae
Gene: atg7
Product: ATG7 autophagy related 7 homolog (S. cerevisiae)
Exons: 19
Coding region: 637-2799 (720 amino acids)
Biological process (GO): autophagy of mitochondrion; C-terminal protein lipidation; cellular response to nitrogen starvation
Cellular component (GO): cytoplasm; phagophore assembly site
Molecular function (GO): Atg8 activating enzyme activity; Atg12 activating enzyme activity
Source: RefSeq, a predicted model, not a curated record
AUUCAUUCUCAGUUUCUGGCCCGGCGUGUAAUUUUGUGCCAUUCAUUUUCUGACUUUGAACUAAACAUCAUGCGUUUUUCCGAACCCUAGUUAUUUAGACACGGUCUCUAACUCAUUGUCGCUGUUUGGUGUCCAGAUGGAGAUAAUUCCUAUUUUUCCUCUGACCAUUUCGAUGAAAAUGAGCCACUAGCUCCUUGAGCUUAUUUCCGGACUCAUUGGCAUUUUCCUGUUUGAAACCAGUUUAUUCUCUUUGUGAGUAUGAGUUACUUUAACCCGCCUGUACAGCUGUGACAAACUCCUCUACUAACCGGUUAGUUGCUGCUGGCUUGCACGCUUAACAUCUGUCCGGUCCGACAUGAAAAGAAACGGCGCUUACAGGUUUUUGUCAGUGUUUUCCUGCUUCGUCGUUUGCGCGUUCGUGUUUAUUUUCUGGUUCUUUAUAUUCUAUUCGAUGUUUCAUGUACCAUAAGGAACAGAAACAGGCAGUUGUAGCUGCUAGCUAAGCUAAUCUUGCAUGCUACUUACCCACACUGCAUUGCUCUGUUGACAAGACCCGUGAUCACAUGAUCCUCCGGACCAGGAAGUAAGGAUCUGUGCUUGUAGUUCUUGACUGUGUGGCCUGUUAGUGAAGUUGUGAUGGCAUCUGGCACCAGUGAAGCGGCGUCCUCUACUGCAGACCUCAAGCUGCAGUUUGCACCCUUCAGCAGCGCUCUGGAGGCAGGCUUCUGGCACCAGCUCACUCAGAAGAAACUUAACGACUACAGAUUAGAUGAGAGCCCCAAGUGUAUCAAAGGGUACUACUACAAUGGUGACCCCCUUGGUUUGCCUACACGUCUGACACUGGAGUUCAGUGCAUUUGAAAUUGAUGGACCGACACCAGCCCGUUGUUGCCCAGCUGUUGGAACUCUUUACAACACCAACACACUGGAUGCCUUCAAGACCACUGACAAGAAAGCUCUGCUGGAGAAAGAGGCAAAAGAGAUAUGGGAUGCCAUCCAGUCUGGAGCUGCACUGAAGGACCCGUCCAUUCUCUCCAGAUUCCUUCUACUGACUUUUGCAGAUUUGAAGAAAUACCAUUUCUACUACUGGUUCUGCUUCCCUGCUCUCUGUUUCCCUGAGGGGAUCAAGAUUAUUCAACAGCCUUCUGUGCUUGAACAAGUUUUCUCAGCGAAACAGAUUACAGCCCUGCAGGAGGCUUAUGAUGGCCUGUGUAUCAAAAGGGGGACCACUGCAGUCCCUUACUUUCUAAUGAAGUACACAGAUGAUGCAGUUCAGUUGGGUGAACUGGAAGACUGGGAUGCUUUCUUCAGCAGUACCAAAAAGGUCACUGUGGGUGUCUAUGAUCCUUGUACUCUGUCUCAACAUCCGGGCUGGCCACUAAGAAAUCUGCUGGUCCUCCUGGCUUACCGAUGGGGCUCCAAGCUAGACACAGUGGGGGUGCUGUGUUUCAGGGACAGAACUCUGCAGGGAAGCCGCUCCAUCCAGCACAGUCUCAUCUUCCAGAUCAAACUACCUGAGCUUAUCCUCAACUCAGCAUGUCCUAAGAGUGUAGGUUGGGAGAAGAAUCCUAAGGGAGCAAUGGGACCCCGUAUGGUAAACCUCAGUGAAUGCAUGGACCCGAAAAGGCUUGCAGAGUCAUCGGUGGACCUCAACCUGAAGCUAAUGAGAUGGAGACUGGUUCCAUCCCUGGACCUUGACAAAGUGGUCACCACAAAGUGUCUCCUACUAGGAGCUGGUACUCUGGGCUGCAAUGUGGCCAGGACUCUGAUGGGAUGGGGAGUGAGACACAUCACCUUUGUUGACAACGCAAAGAUCUCCUACUCUAAUCCAGUUCGGCAGCCGCUCUAUGAGUUUGAAGAUUGUCUUGGAGGAGGGAAGUCCAAAGCCAUGGCAGCUGUGGACCGACUCACCAAAAUCUUUCCUGGAGUGAAUGCAAAGGGAUACAAUAUGAGCAUCCCUAUGCCUGGGCACCCUGUGAAUUUCUCUCAGGCCACUCAGUCCCAGGCCCAGAAAGACGUCGAGCAGCUGGAGAAGCUCAUCUCAGAACAUGAUGUGGUCUUUUUAUUAAUGGAUACCAGGGAGAGCCGCUGGCUGCCAACGGUGAUCGCUGCCAGCAAGAGAAAGCUCGUGGUGAACGCUGCUUUGGGUUUUGAUACGUUUGUCGUGAUGCGCCAUGGCCUCAAGGAAACUCCCGUCGGUCAGGGUGUUUCAGCAGGUGCUGACUCCUCCUCCUCUUGCUCAUCUGCUUCCUCCUCGUCCUCCACACCUGCCGGCUCUGUGCCUCAUGUCCAAGGAUCCUCGCUGUUCUCCAACAUCCCAGGGCACAAACUAGGCUGCUACUUCUGCAAUGAUGUUGUGGCACCAGGAGACUCAACCAGGGACCGGACUCUGGAUCAGCAGUGCACAGUCAGUAGACCAGGCCUGGCUAUGAUCGCUGGAGCCUUGGCUGUUGAGAUGAUGGUGUCUAUUCUGCAGCACAGUGAAGGAGGCUAUGCAGUGGCCAGCAGCAGUGAUGACAGAAUGAAUGAACCUCCCACCUCUCUGGGUCUGGUGCCACACCAGAUCCGAGGUUUUCUCUCGAGGUUCGACAACGUCCUGCCUGCCAGCCUGGCCUUUGACAAAUGCACUGCCUGCUCGCCCAUUGUCCUGGACCACUAUGAACGGGAAGGUUUCAACUUUCUGUCCAAGGUUUUCAACUCUUCCCACUCCUUCCUUGAAGACCUGACUGGGCUGACACUGUUGCACCAGGAGACACAAGCUGCAGAGAUUUGGGAUAUGAGCGAUGACGAGAGCAUCUGAAGGACGCGAGGAACAAAACCCUGGAUGGUCUCAACACUCCAAUUCAUGUUUCUGUCUGUUUGUUUUUAAAAGAAUGUCACAUUUACAGGGACAAGAGGAGGAUGAAAGCUUUGUGGACACGGAUGAAACUGAAGUAAUCAAAACCAAACAUAUUUCAAAAACCCUUUUUCAGAAUCUAUCUGAAAAGUUUUAAAUUUUCAAUUAGCCUUCAAUUAGAUACAAGAUGAACCAAAGAAGUGGACCUUCAUUAGAGUAGAGCAGUAAUAUCUUGAAAUCAUGAAUCACUUACUUUUUUAUUUUUCAUGGUUUUUCACUAAACAUUAAAAGAAUUAGAACUUGAACAAGGACAUUUGUGUCCACAUUGUGUCCAUGUCUGUAUGAAUGUACCAGUUCAUGUCAUGUUAAAAUGUCACCUGUCACAUUUGCUCAGUAUUUGGAGUCUAACGCAGCACUUGUUUUGUGUGAAAGUUACCUUUUUUUCUUUAAAACAUCACCUAAUGUUUACAUGUGUGUGGGGUUUGCUCAAGUGUCCUUUAGACAUAUAUCUCUGCUUUGCAUCAGUUUGGAGGAGACACAUUUCGAAACACUAAAAAAACAAACGGUUAACUUUCAAAUCCAUCCAUCUCUCUGUGUGUGUACUGGAAGAUGUGAUACAUGCUAAAACCAGCUUUGUUCUCUAGAAGAUCACAAACUAGCACUCAAAUGUUGCUGUACAGCGACCUAUGUGUUGCUUCUGAUAUGGACACACAAGUUCCUGUGAGUUUAUCCGCCUGGAUCCUGAAAGGUCACACUUUAAUCACAAAGAGUCCGUGGAGAAACUGGUGUUUUUUAUGGUCUGAUGCAUGCCUGUGUUUGUCUGUAAAGUUUGCUUUUCUGCUAUGUCCUACUUGUAUUAUAUGCUAAUGCACAACAUUUUUAGAACAACUGUUGUUAACAUUCACUCAGAUUUGAAGGGAAAGAGUGAAGUCAAAGGUGCCCUGUGGAGUUUGUGACCUGUAGUAGUAGCAAUGUUUUUAUGAAUGAAUCCAUGUCUUGUGUUUUAUCUGGCAACGUGUUUCACAUUCCUGAAAUCAUUUUCACACUCACCUUUAUCCACAGUCUGUGAAAGUGAAACUACAAGGCAAGCAAGGAUAGACAAUGCACAAUCUGACUAGUUAAAAAUAUCUGCACUGCAAAUGUUUUGAAGGGAGAACACUCACCAUGUGUGUUUGACCAGAAUAAUACUCAGUGUGUGUGUUUCUACUUUAAAUGUAAACAUGUCAUUUGUUUCUAAGAAAACUCUGCAGGGCACCUUUAAAGGAUUGUGAGGACAUGCAAACUCAAAUGAAGCACAGAUAUCAGAUUUUUCUCUCAUAUUUUAUUUACAAAACUGAGAUUAAACUCAGGAUUCUGACUUGGUGUUCAUAAUUCUACCUAUUCUCAGCACCAGUUGUCUGGCAUUUUUCAUUUUCUGUAAGUAUUUCACCAAAAACUGGAAUAAAAGUCUCUUUAAUAUUA